CAUGGCACCCCACGCAGCUGCACUACUGGCCCUCAGCCUGCUGACUCUCUCGACCUCCCCUGCUCUGGGUGGUGCUAACGACGCUGAAGAUUGCUGCCUGACUGUGAACCAGCGCCCCAUCCCUGGGAACAUCGUGCGAGCCUUUCGCUACCUCCUCAUCAAGGAUGGCUGCAGAGUGCCCGCCGUUGUGUUCACCACGCUGAGAGGUCGCCAGCUCUGUGCACCCCCAGACCAGCCCUGGGUGGACCGCAUCAUCCGGAGACUGCAGAAGAACUCUGUAAAGAGCAAGCGCCACAGCAGUUAG
This is a messenger RNA of Diceros bicornis minor, 304 nucleotides long. It is a transcript of the gene CCL19, whose product is annotated as C-C motif chemokine ligand 19. The transcript is spliced from 4 exons. Lineage: Eukaryota; Metazoa; Chordata; Mammalia; Perissodactyla; Rhinocerotidae. Bases 2 to 304 code for a protein of 100 amino acids. Gene Ontology annotation, biological process: cellular response to tumor necrosis factor; positive regulation of GTPase activity; cellular response to interleukin-1. Gene Ontology annotation, molecular function: CCR chemokine receptor binding; chemokine activity. The record is from RefSeq and is a predicted model, not a curated record. Gene Ontology annotation, cellular component: extracellular region.